GGCAACUUCAAUUGCACCUUAGCUACAUUCUGCAAUUUGCGAUAAGACAGCAGGCGCUAGCCCUUGUUACAGCCCACUCCUGCUUUCCUAUGAGUACGAAGGAGGAGAAACCCACACUCGCUGGCGUUAACGUCAAGACCCGCAAGCGGAACAUCGUUAUCCCUGAGGAUCCGGGCUCUUUUGCCGAUGCUGUAGUAACGCUUUGCCAGGAUGCGGCAGAUGGCGUCAGCCUAGAAGCGGAUCUUGAGGCGGCCGCUAAGGCCCUUGAUGGAGCCGAGCUCGAGUAUUCGCGCUAUGGCGAUAUCUUGUUCCAAGUAUUCUUUGCUGGCGGUCGCCUGGGGACAGGCGCGCAGCUGGCGGCGGAGGACAAGAUGCGACUGAGCACCAAUAUUUUGGCCUGUGAGGCCAACCGGGAUUCCAUCAGCCCGUACUUCAAGCUGUUCCAAACGCUGACACGCCGCCGGCCCUUCCUGAUCCGCGGCCUGGAGAACACGCUGGUUAAGCUGAUGCUGUCGCUCGAGUUCUUCGAUGAGGUCGGCCGCAAGAAGCUGGGCAUUGCCCUGGCCCUGACGUUCAGCUGGAAGAUCGGCGUGGUUCCCUCCAACAUCUUCGCGGCGCUGCUGAACGACCGGCUGGUGGCCAAGGGGACGGUGCUGGAGGUCCUGACGGUGUUCUUCCAGGAGUUCCUGGCCAAGGACAGCCUGGAGGACCUGGUGUCCAUGCUGGUCAAGGCCAACAUCGCCAACCGGCUGGUGGACUUCGCGCCGCCCACCAAGAGGGUGCCCGCGGAGUUCCACCAGCUGCUGCGGAACGCGGGUCUGGGCGCGCUCGCCGACUGGGACGUGCAGCGCGAGACCGACGUGCGCGUGAACGAGCUGCAGGAGGCGCUCACGGAAGCCAUCACCGCCGACCCGCCGCUGUCGGUGGGCGAGGUGCUGUCCAUCGCCAAGGCCAAGAAGGGCGAGAGCAACCUGCCGGACACGGAGGUGCUGCGCGUGAGCUGGCUGGCGCUCAUGAAGGCCAUCAACCUGACGGGCAAGAACCAGCAGCAGAUCACGCAGGCGCUGCUGCAGAAGCUCAAGACGUACGGCAAGCUGUUUGCGGCGUUUGCGAGCAACGGCAAGGCGGAGCUGGCGCUGCUGAACACCAUCCAGGUGUUUUGCUACGAGGACACGCGCAUGCUCAAGUGCUUCACCGACAUUGUGAAGCUGCUGUACAACGCUGAGAUCGUGGGCGAGGACACCAUCCAGCACUGGUUCAAGAAGGGCAGCCACCCCAAGGGCCGCGCCGUGUUCGUCAAGGACAUCGAACCCUUCAUCAAGUGGCUGGAGGAGGCAGAGGAGGAGGACGACUAGAGGGGGGCGAGAGGGAAGAAGGGGCUCUCCUCUCUUGGCGAGGAGGAGCAGGAUUUCGGAUAUGUGCACAAGACACAACCGGACGGUUGAGAAGUGCUUGUGUAGGGGAGCGUGUUGUGCACAGCUCUUCUGGCUGAUGGUGGUACAGCAGCCGUAGGGGAUUAGUAGAGGAGGUACAUGGCGUCGGGUAGUGGCAUGCGCAGCAAAGUUGGUGGCGGCUUGGCGGUUUGCAGGCUUCCUAUGUUGACGCACCUGGUGGUCGUCCGUGACGGCUUCUAGGCUGUCACUUGAUGUGGUGGGGAGUAGAGUUGGGAGACGGCUCAUUAUAGUGGAUGUAGUAGGGGAGCUGGAACUGGAAGUAACUGGGAUUGGGGAUCGAAGGGUAAGGUAUUAGUGGGUAGUAGCGAGGAAUUCGGGAUCUCCGCCUGUUAUGAUUUGGGUUUGGCGGCUGAGCCAGGUGCCAGACUGGGGGGCACUGGAAAGAGCAUAGCUCGAGAUGGUACAGCAUGGCACGAGGCAUGCAGCCACGAUUAAGUGUACGGUUAGGGUGUUGCCUGCCCCACUUCACAAUGUUAAAUGGUCUAUAGG
This is a messenger RNA of Astrephomene gubernaculifera, 1943 nucleotides long. Lineage: Eukaryota; Viridiplantae; Chlorophyta; Chlorophyceae; Chlamydomonadales; Astrephomenaceae. The record is from the annotation of a GenBank genome assembly.